Oxyura jamaicensis (ruddy duck) is the source of this 4143-nucleotide messenger RNA. RefSeq names its product ATP binding cassette subfamily G member 1 (gene ABCG1). Gene Ontology annotation, molecular function: ATP binding; ATP hydrolysis activity; ABC-type sterol transporter activity. The transcript has 15 exons. The record is from RefSeq and is a predicted model, not a curated record. Gene Ontology annotation, cellular component: plasma membrane. Gene Ontology annotation, biological process: transmembrane transport; cholesterol homeostasis. NCBI's taxonomy places the organism in Eukaryota, Metazoa, Chordata, Aves, Anseriformes, Anatidae. The coding region runs from base 127 to 2127 and encodes 666 amino acids.
CCUUCCCUCCCUCCCUCCAUCCCUCCGCCGCCAAUCCGGCCGGGGAGGCGACACCGAGGGCUCCGCACGGUGCCGGCGGAGCGGGAGCCGCCGCCGCCAGCAGCAGCAGCAGCAGCAGCGGGGCACAUGGCAUGCCUGAUGGCGGCUUUCUCCCUGGGCACCGCUCUGAACGCCAGCAGUUCUGCCUGUACUAUGGCCGAGCCAAAGUCAGUGUGCGUUUCAGUGGAUGAGGUGGUCUCCAAUGGCACGGAUAACCAAGACGUUCGACUUAUGAAUGGACACUUAAAAAAGGUGGACAAUACUCUGACAGAAGCUCAUCGUUUCUCCUACCUGCCACGCAGACCAGCUGUAAACAUUGAGUUUAAAGAACUGUCGUAUUCCAUCCAAGAAGGGCCGUGGUGGAGGAAGAAAGGUUAUAAGACUCUUUUGAAAGGAAUUUCAGGGAAGUUCAGCAGUGGAGAACUGGUUGCCAUUAUGGGUCCUUCCGGAGCUGGGAAGUCAACACUCAUGAAUAUUCUGGCAGGAUACAGAGAGACAGGAAUGAAGGGAGAGAUUCUCAUCAACGGACAGCCUCGUGACCUGCGCUCUUUUCGCAAAGUCUCCUGCUACAUCAUGCAAGAUGACAUGCUCCUUCCUCAUCUGACUGUCCAAGAAGCUAUGAUGGUGUCUGCUCAUCUGAAACUUCAAGAGAAGGAUGAAGGAAGAAGAGAAAUGGUAAAGGAAAUAUUGACAGCCCUCGGUUUGCUAACAUGUGCCAAUACGAGGACUGGAAGUCUUUCUGGAGGCCAGAGAAAGCGUCUUGCCAUUGCUUUGGAGCUGGUGAACAAUCCUCCUGUCAUGUUUUUUGAUGAACCAACCAGCGGCUUGGAUAGUGCAUCAUGUUUUCAGGUUGUCUCUCUGAUGAAGGCUUUAGCUCAGGGUGGCCGGUCCAUCAUCUGCACGAUUCACCAGCCCAGUGCUAAGCUGUUUGAGUUGUUUGAUCAGCUCUAUGUUUUAAGUCAAGGUCAAUGCAUUUACCGUGGCAAAGUAUUAAACCUAGUCCCAUACCUGAGAGAUUUGGGGUUGAAUUGUCCAACCUACCACAAUCCAGCAGAUUUUGUUAUGGAAGUCGCAUCUGGUGAAUAUGGAGACCAGAACAGCCGGCUGGUAAGGGCAGUACGGGAGAGGAUAUGUGACACAGACUACAAGAGAGAUGGUGGUGGUGAGAAUGAGUUGAAUCCCUUCCUCUGGCACCGGCCCUCUGAAGAGGAUUCCUCAUCCACAGAAGGCUGCCACAGCUUCUCCGCCAGCUGCCUAACCCAGUUCUGUAUCCUGUUCAAAAGAACCUUUCUCACCAUCAUGAGGGAUUCAGUCCUGACACAUUUGCGUAUCACCUCACACAUUGGAAUUGGUCUGCUCAUUGGCUUGCUCUACUUAGGCAUUGGCAAUGAAGCUAAGAAAGUCCUCAGCAAUUCCGGCUUCCUCUUUUUUUCAAUGUUGUUUCUUAUGUUUGCUGCGCUCAUGCCAACUGUCCUUACAUUUCCUCUUGAGAUGGGAGUAUUUCUUAGAGAGCAUCUGAACUACUGGUACAGCCUGAAAGCCUACUAUCUUGCCAAAACGAUGGCGGAUGUUCCUUUUCAGAUCAUGUUUCCUGUAGCGUACUGCAGCAUCGUCUACUGGAUGACUUCGCAGCCAUCUGAUGCACUCCGAUUUGUCCUCUUUGCAGCCUUGGGAACCAUGACAUCCCUGGUGGCACAGUCACUAGGUCUCCUAAUAGGCGCAGCCUCUACAUCCCUCCAGGUGGCCACUUUUGUGGGGCCAGUUACUGCCAUCCCAGUGCUUCUGUUCUCUGGGUUUUUUGUCAGCUUUGAUACCAUCCCAACAUACCUCCAGUGGAUGUCCUACAUUUCCUAUGUCAGAUACGGGUUCGAAGGAGUUAUUCUCUCCAUCUAUGGACUGGAUCGAGAAGACCUGCAUUGUGACAAAGAUGACACUUGCCAUUUUCAAAAAUCAGAGGCUAUUCUGAGAGAACUGGAUGUAGAAAAUGCCAAACUUUACCUGGACUUCAUCGUUCUUGGAAUUUUCUUCAUCUCUCUGCGCCUAAUUGCCUAUUUUGUUCUCAGAUACAAAAUCCGAGCAGAGAGGUAAAGGAAAAACAACUAAAAUGAUGCAGUAGGAAGAUCUUUAGACAUGCAAUAGAGGGCUCUUGACAUUGUCUCACUGUGGCAGGCCCGUCUCCAGUGCCCAGCUAGAUGCUGUUAUGACCUAGCCCAUAGAGAACCACAUUGGGAUAGAGGACAUAUAGUGUUAAGCCAAUCAGUCCAGCUGGGUUGGGUCAUGUUUUUAUUACACUUUCUAGCUUUAACUAGGAAGAAGAAAUAGAAGGGAAUUUUACAACACAGAGUAUCAAUACUGAGAUAGUGUAACUGUAAUAAAAAAACUGGUUGUAGGAAAUUUCCUUAUGAAAACCAAUCAUGCGACAAGGUAAUGCUAGUCCUGGUAGCCAGAAUUGUAUGUCAUUAUAAGUGACAAGGUAAUGAGAUGCAAAAUGGAGAAUGCAAAGAAAAUAUGAUUCUCUCAUCUUUUUAAAUUCAGAGUUUCAUCUUUGCAGUUUUAUAUGUAUUAUUUUGCAAUUAUUUUCCACAGAACUACCCCUUCUGGCCAAAAGUCUGUAAAUGUAAUAAUUAAUAAGGAAAAUAUAUCUUUUUAACAUGGAUACUUUUUAAAAACAACAAAAAAAAAUCUAAAAUUAUUCAAGUCAUUAUUUUUGUUUCUGCCUAAAUUUAGAAUUUUGGUGCUUUACUUGUCGAGCUGGUCUCAUAUAUGAAAAUCUUAAUGUUAGGAGGAAAAGGCAGAUUCUGAGUCUGCAUUGAACCUGUGGUCUGUAUAUGGAAGUAACAAUAGAUAGCACAGACAUGUUCAAGCUACUGCUGAAUGAUUGAAAAUAUGUUCUUUUGCAGUGUCUUUUAAAUCCUAAAUGUUUGUCGUAUUGAAAAUACUGACUCUGCUCAUUAUCUGUUUGAUCUACCUCUUGUGAAUGAAAAGAUCAAAGUACUCCAAUGCUCAUUUUUUUCUUAAAUUAUGAAAGCAGAAUCUAUCCCUAAAGCCUGAGCAAGAUCUAUCCGCAGCUCAAAGCUUGGGACAUUGUGUUAAACCACUAGUGACUGCCUCCUGUGGCAGCAUUUAAAAUACCUGUAACACUCUAUGUGUAGGAGUCUCCACAAAAUAUGCAAAGGACCUUGUAAUAUUGCAGGGUUAAUUAUACCAAGCAGCUUUGAUCUCAUCCCGAAGUCUACAUGUGUGACAUGGGAAUUAACACCAGUGAAACCAUUGCAAGAGGCAUGCAUUUCUUCUGCAUAUCUCACCUUUGUAAACUUGCUGGCAGGAGUUCUGACUCCAAGUCAAUGUGACUUUUGUCACUGAUUUUCCUGAGUUUGGAUUGGCAACCCAGAAUGACAGCAUGGGACCAGUGCCCAUGUUGGACACCCUGGUAAACUUCUGUGUGAGUUCUCCUACCUUCUGCAGUUACUGUGUGUUUUACCUUAGUGUCACAGACAUCCGGGCCAGACCUACUCAUUCUAUAAAUGCAUUAUUCCUAUCGGGACACUGAGGUCUUGUAGGUUGGAAGCAGCUCAGUGACAGCAAACCACUCAGGAGCUCAGCAACUCGUGACAGAGUAGUUGAAGACCUUGUGCAUCUGCUGGUCACCAGCAGUCACAGCUCACACAGUCGGGUUUUGAGGACUCCAUGACCACACCUAUAUUAGUAAACUAAAUAGUUCCAGGGCCUGGUCUCUGUUCUUUAGGCUAGUUUUCACAGCCUGCCUUUGUCUGUCCUGUUAAUACUCAGACAGCUGGGGCUACCAGGAACAAUCCCUGCACUGUACUAACUUUUAAACAGUGCUGAAACACCAUCUGGAAAAGCUCAGGUUGUGCUGAGCUGCAGCUCUGCCACUUAGCAGUGAAGACAGUUGUUUUCGUGGCCCGUGCCCAGGCUCUAUUUUAUUUGCUGGUACAGACACAGACCGUGCGUAUCUAUUAAGCUCAGAAUGCUUGAAUUAAGCCAGUCUUCUAGACUGAAGUCAGGUCACACGUGUUAGGAAGGUCAGAUGAACUUUCCCUGGAAAUAUGUUGACCUGGGAAAAUAGGGUCAAUCUUUACUGUA